Magallana angulata is the source of this 2986-nucleotide messenger RNA. RefSeq names its product E3 ubiquitin-protein ligase TRIM71-like. The coding region runs from base 27 to 2627 and encodes 866 amino acids. The transcript is spliced from 2 exons. Gene Ontology annotation, biological process: protein polyubiquitination; proteasome-mediated ubiquitin-dependent protein catabolic process. NCBI's taxonomy places the organism in Eukaryota, Metazoa, Mollusca, Bivalvia, Ostreida, Ostreidae. The record is from RefSeq and is a predicted model, not a curated record. Gene Ontology annotation, molecular function: zinc ion binding; protein binding; ubiquitin protein ligase activity.
AAUCCACGCAAGUUCAUUGCCUGAACAUGUACCCUAGGACUUGGGCCCAGGAUGUGUUACGGUGUCGUCUCUGUGAGACUCCGGGCCCCCCUAUGUACUGUGACAUUUGUCACAUACAUCUGUGUAAAGCAUGUGUGGGGGAACAUCUCUCAGAUCAAUCCAAAGAACACAAAGUGCUGCCAUUUGAAAAAAUAGGAUCUACUCCAAAUUACCCAAAGUGUCCUAAACAUUCCACACGACAGUGUGAACUUCACUGUGAACAUUGUGACAUUCCUAUUUGUGCACUCUGUAUUUCCUCCAAAGAACACAAAACUCAUGAUGUAGUAGACAUUUUAAACAGUUUGAAAAGCAAGCGACAUGUUUUAGAGAAAGAUUUACAAGAGUUGCAGAAAUUCAUUUAUCCUAAAUAUCAAGAGAUUGCAUCUAUUAUCCCAGUUCAGAAAAAAGAUUUUAAAAAAAAUUCCAAGAAAUUGACAACCGCAAUAGACAAACAUGGAGAAGUCUGGCACAAAGAAAUAGACAUCAUUAUACAGAAACUGAAAUCUGAUCUUGAUGAAAUGGACUCCAAACACCUGGCUGUCUUCAACAAACAGGAAGAUGAAAUCACACGCACCAUUUCUGAAAUCACACAGAGCAUUGCUGAUCUGAAGAAGUUACUGGACUCCAAUGAUGUCAGCCGUGUCUCUGCCUACAAAUCCAGGAUUGCUGAAUUCAGAAGAUUGCCUCCUAAACUCACAGUUUCUCUACCAAACUUCACCCCUCAGAAAAUUAACCCAGAACAACUUUACCAACAAUUUGGUUCUCUGUCAGCAUUCUCCAUUACAACAGAGGAACAUGGCUACACCAUGGAUUCCCCUGGUGCUGAGUCCUCUACCCUGGACAGAACGCUUUUUGAUGUACCACGGAUCAUCACAGAGAUAAACACUGGGUAUGGGCGCUUUGAAAUCAGUAAUAACGGAUUGCGCGGUGUGUCCUGUGUGAAUGAUGAAGAAAUCUGGACGUGUGGUGAUAAUAUUAAGAUGAUGGGUCUCUACAACCUGCAGGGGGAACUAGUGAAGUCAGUCCAAACCAAGUCAGGGAACCAUCCAUGGGACAUAGCAGUGACAAGGAGUGGGGAUCUAGUUUAUACUGAUUAUAUUGAUAGAACUCUGAACAUAGUGAAGAAUACACAGAUACAGACAGUGAUCAGACUACAGGGGUGGAAACCUAGCGGUGUCUGUAGUACCUCCUCUGGUGACCUCCUGGUUGUCAUGGACAGUGAUGAUAGAAAACAAACAAAAGUUGUUUGUUACUCUGGCUCCACAGAGAAACAAAGUAUUCAGUACGAUGACAAAGGACAACCUCUCUAUUCAUCUGGUAGCAUUAAAUACAUCAGUGAGAACAGGAACCUAGAUAUCUGUGUGUCAGACCGUGACACCCAUGCAGUAGUGGUGGUCAAUCAGGCCGGGAAACUCCGGUUUACCUACACUGGUCCUCCCUCUACUACCAAGGGAUCAUUCGAUCCACGCGGCAUCACAACAGACAGCCAGGGUCGGAUCCUGACAGCAGACUAUAACAACGACCGUAUCCACAUCCUGGAUCAGGACGGACAGUUCCUCCGCUACAUUAACAACUGUGAUUUACAGCGUCCAUGGGGUUUAUGUGUGGACACCAGAGACAACCUCUUUGUGGCUGAGUACGACACAGAAUCCACGCAAGUUCAUUGCCUGACCAUGGACCCUAGGACUUUGGCCCAGGAUGCGUUAUCCAUGAAAACAGAAGAACAAGUCAUCACCAUAGAUUCUCCCGGUGCUGAGUCCUCUACCCCUAACAGACCGCUCAUUGAUGUACCAAGGAUCAUCGCACAGAUAAACACAGCUAGUAUUAACGGAUUGUGCAGUGUGUCCUGUGUGAGUGAUGAAGAUAUCUGGACGUGUGACAAUGAGAUUCAGAUAAUUAGACUCUACAACCUGCAGGGGGAACUAGUGAAGUCAGUCCGAACCAAGUCUUGGAACACUGUAUACGACAUAGCAGUGACAAGGAGUGGGGAUCUAGUUUAUACUGAUUACAAUGAUAGAACUGUGAACAUAGAGAAGAAUACACAGAUACAGACAGUGAUCAGACUACAGGGGUGGAAACCUCAGGGUGUCUGUAGUACCUCCUCUGGUGACCUCCUGGUUGUCAUGGAGAGUGAUGAUAAACACACAAAAGUUGUGUGUUACUCUGGCUCCACAGAGAAACAAAGUAUUCAGUACGACGACAAAGGACAACCUCUCUAUUCAUCUGGUGGCAUUAAAUUCAUCAGUAAGAACAGGAACCUAGAUAUCUGUGUGUCAGACUGUAGCGCCCGUGCAGUAGUGGUGGUCAAUCAGGCCGGGAAACUCCGGUUUACCUACACUGGUCCUCCCUCUACUACCAAGGGAUCAUUCGAACCACGCGGCAUCACAACAGACAGCCAGGGUCGGAUCCUGUCAGCAGACUGGUACAACCACCGUAUCCACAUCGUGGAUCAGGACGGACAGUUCCUCCGCUACAUUAACAACUGUCAUUUAAAGUAUCCAUAUGGUUUAUGUGUGGACACCAGAGACAACCUCUUUGUGUCUGAGAACAUCACAGGUAAAGUGAAGAGAAUCCAGUAUUACACAUAAAAUAAAUAUGUGUAUACAUACAAAUAUAAACAAUAUAACAUGUAUACACUGAACAGUUGGUAUGGUACAUUUUAAUAAUUUAAACUUAUUAUAUAAGUGUGCAUCAUUUUUUAAUCAACUGAAUAUGUAUAAUAGUAAAUCUUUUACAAACGUUAUCAUCAUGAUCAUUACGUAUGUAAAUAUGUGUAAAAAAAACUGUGGUUAGAUCCCAUAUGAAUAAAUUACAUGUGUGAAUAUAACAUUUGAACAAACUACCAGAGUAUGUUUAUUGAUAUUUAAUACUCUAUCAUGUAUAAAUAAGAACAAUUCUUUAUGCAUGUUGUAUAUAUGUGCAUAAAUAAAGAUAAUGUGUUUGUGUU